CUUGUUUUUCACAUCUCCCAUCAUCACGGGACAUCAAAGAAAGUGAUUUUUGGAAACAUUGUUAGUGCAGACACACAUCAUGGACAUUACCAACUGAUUUAUAGUCUGGCAACAUGUAGAGGGUCGUCUGGUGGACCUGUCUUUGUUAUUCCUGAAGAUAUUUAUGACAUAAACAAUAAAUUAAAAAACUUAGAAUCCAUUUUUAGUGUCCCACACUCAAGACAUCAUGGCAAUGUGUUGAAUUCAAGUUCAUCGUGGACUGUGUAU
Molecule: messenger RNA, 267 nt
Organism: Lymnaea stagnalis (great pond snail)
Lineage: Eukaryota; Metazoa; Mollusca; Gastropoda; Lymnaeidae
Source: the annotation of a GenBank genome assembly